Mobula hypostoma (lesser devil ray) is the source of this 3700-nucleotide messenger RNA. It is a transcript of the gene aacs, whose product is annotated as acetoacetyl-CoA synthetase. Bases 174 to 2183 code for a protein of 669 amino acids. Gene Ontology annotation, biological process: positive regulation of insulin secretion; lipid metabolic process. Gene Ontology annotation, molecular function: acetoacetate-CoA ligase activity. The transcript is spliced from 18 exons. NCBI's taxonomy places the organism in Eukaryota, Metazoa, Chordata, Chondrichthyes, Myliobatiformes, Myliobatidae. The record is from RefSeq and is a predicted model, not a curated record.
GGUCGGCUCGGCUCGGCUCGGCUCGGACCGGACCGGACUUCAGUGACUGGCCGCUGCUCGCCUCUGCAAGCGGAGCCGACCGGGGCUUUGCGCGCACGGCCGAAGCGCAUCGCCGGGGGUUUGCAUCAGGCAGGCACGUUGACUUGCGACCGGGACACCAGGUAGCGGCCGCGAUGUCGAAGGAGGACGAGGAGAUUGUGGAAUCCAAGGUGAUGUGGUACCCCGACUCCAAAAGGAACACGCACAUGGACCAAUUCAGGAAGCUCAUCAGUGACAAGUUCGGCCUGCAGCUCGCCAAUUAUAACGAACUGUAUCAGUGGUCAGUGGAGAAUUAUCCGGAGUUUUGGGCAGAACUUUGGAAAUUUAGUGGAUUGGUUUAUUCUCAACAUUACAGUGAGGUGAUUGACAGGAGGAAAGGAAUUGCGGAUGCUCCUGAGUGGUUCAAAGGGAGUAAAUUAAACUAUGCAGAAAAUCUUCUGAAGCAUAAAGAUGAUGACAAAGUGGCCCUUUAUGCAGCAUCAGAGGGGAAGGAGGAGAUUGAGAAAGUGACGUUUGGAGAGCUGAAGAGGGAUGUUGCUCUGUACGCUGCGGCGCUCCGAAAGAUGGGGCUGAAGAUAGGUGACAGAGUUGUAGGUUAUCUUCCAAAUUGUGUUCAAGCAGUUGAAGCCAUGUUAGCCACGGCUAGUAUUGGUGCCAUUUGGAGUUCAACGGCCCCCGACUUUGGUGUAAAUGGGGUACUGGACAGGAUCUCUCAGAUCCAACCAAAACUGAUAUUUUCAGUUGAAGCAGUUAUUUACAAUGGCAAGGAGCACGAUCACAUGGAAAAACUGCAGAAUGUAGUGAAAGGUUUGCCUGACUUGGAGAAGGUGGUACUGAUACCAUAUGUAAAACCGAAGCAGGCCGUGGACUUGUCUAGGAUACCAAACAGCGUGUUUCUCGAUGAGUUUCUUGCCACAGGGAAGGAGGGAGACCACGGACCGCAGCUUGAGUUUGAGCAGUUGCCGUUCAAUCACCCGCUAUUUAUUAUGUAUUCCUCCGGUACAACAGGAGCACCAAAAUGCAUGGUUCAUUCAGCUGGGGGCACACUCAUUCAGCACCUGAAGGAGCACAUUCUCCAUGGCAACGUGAGCAGCUGUGAUGUCAUUAUCUACUACUCUUCAACUGGCUGGAUGAUGUGGAACUGGCUCAUAUCAGCUCUUGCUACAGGAGCCUCUGUUGUCCUGUACGAUGGAUCCCCUCUGAUCCCCUCGCCGAAUGUACUGUGGGAUUUAGUGGACAAACUUGGAAUUACUAUACUUGGAACUGGUGCAAAAUGGCUGGCUGUUCUGGAAGAAAAAGAUCUGAAGCCAGGUGAAACUCACAGUCUACAGACAUUACACACUCUCCUGUCAACUGGAUCCCCUCUCAAACCACUGACGUAUGAUUAUGUCUACAAGCACAUCAAAAGUAAUAUCCUGUUGGGCUCAAUCACAGGUGGGACGGACAUCAUUUCGUGUUUCAUGGGCCAGAACUUCACCAUUCCAGUUUACAGAGGAGAGAUACAAGCAAGGAACCUGGGGAUGGCUGUGGAAAUCUGGAAUGAAGACAAGCAAGUUCUGUGGGGAGAAAGUGGAGAGCUGGUGUGCACCAAACCCAUUCCCUGUCAACCUACACACUUCUGGAAUGAUGAAAGUGGCAGCAAGUAUCACAAGGCAUACUUUGCUAAAUUUCCAGGUGUGUGGGCACACGGUGACUACGCUAAAAUAAACCCCAAAACUGGAGGGAUCGUAAUGCUUGGCAGAAGUGAUGGCACUUUGAAUCCAAACGGAGUGAGAUUUGGGAGUUCGGAAAUCUACCACAUUGUUGAAGCAUUUGAGCAAGUUGCAGAUAGCCUUUGUGUCCCACAGUACAACAAGGAUGGUGAGGAAAGAGUCAUCCUUUUCUUGAAAAUGGCCUCCAGUCACAUUUUUACAGAAGACUUGGUGAUAAAGGUGAGGAGUGCCAUCCGAAAGGCUUUAUCAGCAAGACACGUCCCUGCACUCAUACUGGAGACUAAAGACAUUCCUUACACCAUCAGUGGAAAGAAAGUAGAGGUGGCGGUGAAGCAGGUUAUCGCUGGCAAAGAUGUAAAGCAGCUUAGCGCCUUCUCCAAUCCAAAGUCUCUCGAGUUCUACAAGAACAUCCCUGAACUCCAGAACUUCUGAAAAUAUUAUUUAUAUAUGUGCAAAGUAAAUUUUAUUUAAUAGAGUAACUGUCUCACCUGGAAGACAUUUGGUGCAGUUUUGUGUUUAAUUUUUCCUCAAUGGUCCUGUAAAAUUGAAUAUAUGAUGUUGCAGCAAAAACCCAUAGUUGUGCAAGUAUAACUGGGGUGUCUUUAAGCUAAUCUAAAAUUGGAACAUUGACUCAAGUGGGUGUGAUGGCAGUUCUUCUGACAUUAAUGUGAUAUAACUUUGGAGAAGAUACUGUAGUGUUGUUUCAACUGAUCCUGAAAUAUUCCUGUCCAUGAGUUGUAUUAAAUUCUCCCCCAGUCAAAGGAAACACUGUUUUUGAAACUGCCUUUUUAAACUGUGAGCUUUUUUAUAGAUGGGAAAUAAAAUAAUAGCUUAUAAAAUCAAGGUAGUAUUUUUAAUUUGAUGUUGACAUUAAUUUGAAUUUUUCAUUUAGUCUGGAGUAAAUAUAGCAAUGUUACAAGUACUUCACUCAAGCAAUGUCUGUGGAAAAUGGAUUAACAUGCAAUAGGAGAACAUUACCCACGCAAGAUGUCCAAAGAAUAGAUGGGCUAAUGGCUGAUAAGGAUUUUGCUACUCCAGUUUACCUUUCUAAGUUCAACUUUUGUUUCUUUACGCGUUCAAAUACCAAUUUUCAUGCCUUUCCCUGCCAUACCUUUGGUGCUGUUUAAUCUUUUCUGUCUUCCAUUCUAGUACACGUCUUUCUGUGUUUCUUUCUCCCCUGCCUCUGAACCUUCUCUUGCAUCUCUACCAUUUGCAGUUCUAAUAAAAAGUUAUCAGCCCGAAACGUUGGCCUCGCUCCUAAGUUCGGCUUUCUCAGAACUGCAAUAUUUGGCUUUUGUCAAUUGUCCAUAUUUUAGCUGUGUAAUAUAUUAAUGGAAAUAAUUUGAUCCUCUAAUGCACAGUGAACUUGCACUACAGAGCGAUAUGUUUUAAACUGUUUGUUUCAUGUACCAGGUCCCGUACAAGAUUGCUUUUAUUUGAAGAUCAGGUUUGUGUCAGAAAAAACUGUAACUACAUAGGUCAAAUGUGGUCACUGAUCUUCAAUAGUUAUCGUUGUAAAUCUAAUUUUGCCAUAAUAUCAAAUUUAAGUAAAUUAAACAAUGGCGGAUAGGCAAAAAUAAUGUUGAGCACAACAACGUUUCCCUUGGCAUUUUAUUUCCCCUGAGUUGUGAAAACUUGGAAUAUGUUUUUAAAACGGUGUACUUGUUUUGUCUCAAAGAAACAGAUAAUAAAGCAAAAUAACAAGGUUACCAAGUUCUCUAGUGAUCUUUGUGUAUAAAGAGCUUUCCUUUCUGUUUAGUACAGGUUGCAAAAUGUGCUCAUUCGUUGUAGUCUUGCAUGAUAUUGAAUAUUGAUGAGGCCAUCCAUUCCCAGGUCUGCAACUCCAGUGAUCAAGGUUAAAGAUAAAGCAUUGGAUGUUAACUGCUCAUGUUUCAGGUUCAAAUCCCUUAAGUUGUAUGUUGUUUGAAAAUAAAAUUUCUUAUUGCAAA